Messenger RNA from Arabis nemorensis, 1164 nucleotides. NCBI's taxonomy places the organism in Eukaryota, Viridiplantae, Streptophyta, Magnoliopsida, Brassicales, Brassicaceae. The record is from the annotation of a GenBank genome assembly.
AUGGUGCUCAAGUUGAUAAAAUCAAUGGUAGAAGCAAUAACUCGUCCGAUACAACACUUGAUCAUCACUUAUCUCCGGUCUCUUUUCGGCUUUCCUUCGGUGACUCAUCACGACCAUGUCCAGGAUGAUCAUGUGAAGUUUCUAAUCGAAGACUCAACGGAGGUGGAGAAGAACAAGUUGAUCUAUGACUCCACUAGGGUUUAUCUUUUCAGCAAAACCAACUUUGAACUCUGCGUCGGAGGAUACAAGUGCGACGAUCAAUACCAAGGGGUCAAGCUCAAGUGGACGAUUCUCGUUGAUAAAACAAAUUUUUGGAAAAAAAGCUUCGAGCUGAGAUUUGACGAAAAGCACAGAGGUUUAGUCUUUGACUCUUACAUACCUUACGUCGAGAGCAAGGCCAAAGAGAUCAAAAGCAUGAAGAGAACCCUCUACAUGCACACAUUCUCUCAAUGGUCUGACGACGUUAAUUGGGAAACCAAGAGCCUCGACCACCGUUCAACCUUUGAAACGAUCUUUAUGAAAGAAGAGGUCAAGCACGGCCUCACCCAUGACCUAGACCGGUUCAUCACAAGGAAAGAUUUCUACACAAGAGUUGGACGACCUUGGACGAUAAAUUACUUGGUCCAUGGUCUACCGGGGACCGGGAAGACUAGCCUUGUUGCUGCUAUGGCUAACUAUCUUAACUCCGAUGUCUAUAACCUACCACUUAAGCAAGUGGUCAAAAGUGAUUUCGACCCAAGGAGACUACCUCUAGAAGUCAUGGACGGAUCUAUUAUCCUCGUGGAGGAUAUAGACUGCUCCCUCGAGGGAUCGACGUUCGCAUUAUCGCAACUGCUAAGGUCCCUAGGUGGGCUUUAUUCUAUCGACGGUGGCGUUGUAAUAUUCACUACAAACAACAUAGAGAGGCUUGACAAAAGAUUGCUAAGUCGUAUGCAUAGGGAUAUUUACAUGGGACAUUGCUGUUUUAAGGGAUUCAAAACAUUGGCGUCUAACUACUUGGAUCUCUCUGAUGACAAUCAUCGUCUCUACCCGCACAUUAAGCGUUUGAUUGAUGGACAAGUUGUUACACCGGGUCAAGUUGCAGAGGAGCUAAUGAAGAGCCAAGACGUUGAUGUGGCCCUUGAAGGUUUGGUGAGGACUUUGGAGAUGAUAAAAAGAGUUUAA